AUGCGCCAGCCCGACAGCCCCAACCGCUGUCUCUCCUACCGCCUCUGUUCUAACCCCCACGGCUUUCACUACGACGAACGCCCUUACCGCCGAUACGCAACAUCAUCAUGCCCGCUGCCCUCGAUCACAGUCAUCUUCGUCAUCCCUGCCAUAACCUCUGCGGCGAUGACGGCCACUACAGCCCCCACUCCCGUGACCGACCAAAACGAACACGAUGACCCGCCGACCACCACGCUCACCAUUGCCACCCCCACCUCUAGCGGUGUGGACUGGGUCCUAUCCUGCCCUCAUUGCGAUUCCACAUUCGCCUCAAGCAUCGGCCUCAUCAAUCACUUGUGA
This is a messenger RNA of Spirometra erinaceieuropaei, 339 nucleotides long. NCBI's taxonomy places the organism in Eukaryota, Metazoa, Platyhelminthes, Cestoda, Diphyllobothriidea, Diphyllobothriidae. The record is from the annotation of a GenBank genome assembly.